AUGAAAAGAGAUUUCAUUGGACUCUUCUGCGCAAUCGUAUCAGUGAUCUUAGGAUAUGGAUACUCGUUAACUGUGACAGAGCCUAGUAGUGAAACCGUCUGGCACCUUCACUCCCCCAACACGGUAAAAUGGCAAAGCGUGUCGACCGAUCCUGAAAGCGUUGAAGUCAGAGUAGUUAACAACAACCCAUCGACUUACCCGACUGGAUAUACUCGGACUAUCAAAGAUGGAAUCAACACAGCGGAUAACAAAUUCACGCUAGAAUCCCUGUCUGGACUGAAACCAGGCCGCGGCUACCAAGUCAACAUCAUGAGUUCCGCGGGCACAAUCUUGGCCCAAAGCGCCCAAUUCUCGAUCAAUGGAACGGCUGAUAAAAACACCAGCAGCACCACGACCCAUCCAAAUACGCAGAGCAUUGCACAACCCACUUUAGCGGCGCCUUCACCGAGUACUUCCACAUCUGCUUCAUCUGAUGCCAGCACGCUAGGAUUUAAAUCGAUAGGAAAAUUACUUGCUUUCGUGGGUUUGGCACUCAGCGCACUUACAUCCGUUCUUUUUUGA
Molecule: messenger RNA, 561 nt
Organism: Puccinia triticina
Lineage: Eukaryota; Fungi; Basidiomycota; Pucciniomycetes; Pucciniales; Pucciniaceae
Exons: 4
Coding region: 1-561 (186 amino acids)
Source: RefSeq, a predicted model, not a curated record